AUGGCUCUGCUUUUGGUGCACCUGAGGCGGUUGAUUCUCUUACUAAGUGUCGUCUACCUGAGCGGAUCUGUAUUCCGCCGCCUUCUCACCGAACGGCAUCACGCAUACGCCCUGAAGUCCAACGGAUUCUCGGGAUUUGGUCGUCUUCGGGGUGGCCACGGGGGACUCAAAGAGCCCUACCACUUUCAAUGGUGGGCCUAUAUUUAUACUUGUUAUGGCUACGCCGUUUUGGUUAACUACGUCAGCAUGCAAAGACUUACUAAUUUGAUAGAAUUUUUCUUUCAGUAAUCUACACAAUUUAUGCAGUCUUUGAAGAAAAUUAUGAAGUUUAAUAAAUAAGGAUUUUAAAUAAA
This is a messenger RNA of Drosophila bipectinata, 353 nucleotides long. RefSeq lists its product as uncharacterized. The record is from RefSeq and is a predicted model, not a curated record. NCBI's taxonomy places the organism in Eukaryota, Metazoa, Arthropoda, Insecta, Diptera, Drosophilidae.